Molecule: messenger RNA, 680 nt
Organism: Elaeis guineensis (African oil palm)
Lineage: Eukaryota; Viridiplantae; Streptophyta; Magnoliopsida; Arecales; Arecaceae
Product: membrane-anchored ubiquitin-fold protein 4
Molecular function (GO): protein binding
Source: RefSeq, a predicted model, not a curated record
GAUCAAAUGCCGGAAGAGGAUCUGGUCGAGCUUAAAUUCCGGCUCUACGAUGGAUCAGACAUCGGUCCGAUCCGGUAUUCGUCCUCCUCUACGGUUGCCAUGCUCAAAGAAAGAAUAAUCUCUGAGUGGCCGCGAGAUAAGAAGAUUAUACCAAAGGUGGCUAAUGAUGUGAAGCUGAUAAGUGCGGGCAAAAUUUUAGAAAACAACAAAACAAUUGCCCAGUGUAAGCCACCUUUCAGCGAGCUUCCUGGGGGAGCUAUCACCAUGCAUGUUGUUGUACAACCAUCAUCUACUAAGACAAAAACAGAAAAGAAGGUUGAUGACUUGCCAAAGAAGAAUACCUGUUCCUGCACCAUAUUGUAGAGUCAGGAGCUGCCAAUCUUUCUCAUGUUUGGCAGAAAGAGUACUGUUACCUGCCAUUGGGUCAACGGAGAAUAGGAGAACAUCAUGAUCACUUUUGGUAGUUCUGGUAUCGUCCUCGAGGAACGAAAUCCUCCCUGUAUUGUUGCUCGAGUGCUGUUGUGCCAAUUGGUAUUGGUGUAUGUUUUGUGUUGUUUUGAACCAUGUUGAUGACAUAGAAAGAGAUGAUCACAGGUUAUAUAUAUGAAAUAGUUCGUCUCAGUGUAUUCUGUUCAGAUAUUUUAUUUUUUUCUAUUUUGAUCAUGCUCUGUGUAGUGUCU